AUGCCGAAGCCCUUGAUUUUCCCAGCCAUUACCCAGCACAGAUCCACGGUGAUCAUUGCUCAUGGAUUUGGUGACAGUGGAAAUGGAUACGUCCCCAUCGUACGGAACUGGCAGGAGAGCGGCCUCUUCCAGGACACAAAGUUCAUCCUUCCAAGCGCCCCAGCAAUCAACGUGACAUCGGCCGGCGGGCGCUCCAUCCCAGCGUGGUUCGACAUCCGCGGCGAGCGCGGCCCACAGAACAACGACGAGGAGGGCAUGCUGCGCAGCCGGGACUUCUUCCUCUCGCUCGUGCGCGACGAGGUCGAGAGCCACGCCGUCCCCGCGUCGCAGGUCAUCAUGGGCGGGUUCUCGCAGGGCUCCGUGAUGGCGCUGCUGACGGGGAUCACGGCGGACGUGCAGCUGGGGGGCGUCUUCUGCCUCUGCGGGUACCUGCCGCUGGCGGAUGCCGUGCGGGAGAGCGGCCGGGGAGGAGGGGCCGGCAAGUUCCCCCACGCGAGGGAGGGGACGGGCAUGGAGGUCUUGAUGCUCAACGGGGAGAAGGACCCGAUCAUGAACCUUGAUUGGGUGGGGAAGUCGAGGGAUAUCGUCAAGGAGCUUGGUUAUCACGUCGACUCCAGUAUUGUUCCUGGCCUCGGUCAUAGCAUCAACCAAGAGGUACUCGAAAAGGUGGCGGCGUUUAUCAAGAGGGUUCAGGAGAAGGGCAGAGGUAAGCACGACGAGCUGUGA
This is a messenger RNA of Diaporthe citri, 726 nucleotides long. RefSeq lists its product as uncharacterized. The coding region runs from base 1 to 726 and encodes 241 amino acids. Gene Ontology annotation, biological process: protein depalmitoylation. Lineage: Eukaryota; Fungi; Ascomycota; Sordariomycetes; Diaporthales; Diaporthaceae. Gene Ontology annotation, molecular function: palmitoyl-(protein) hydrolase activity; carboxylic ester hydrolase activity. Gene Ontology annotation, cellular component: cytoplasm. The record is from RefSeq and is a predicted model, not a curated record. The transcript has 5 exons.